Molecule: messenger RNA, 941 nt
Organism: Prosopis cineraria
Lineage: Eukaryota; Viridiplantae; Streptophyta; Magnoliopsida; Fabales; Fabaceae
Exons: 5
Coding region: 283-768 (161 amino acids)
Source: RefSeq, a predicted model, not a curated record
UGAAAUGUCUCGAACUUUCUUCCCUGAUAUCUUCCUCUGGUCUAAUGUGGCGGACGAGAUAUUUUUUUCUCUCUCCCUUCCUCAACAAUCUUUCUCGCUCCUCUCCCUCUCUCCCCCAACCCCUUUUCGAUCCCCUAAAAUUCACGCUUCUCUCCUCCUGCAUUCUGUCUAGUUUCAUCAUUAAAAUUGUUUCCUGAUUGGAGCUGGUUUCGGCCGCUUUAAUCUCCUCUUGUCUUCUGGUCGAACCUGUUGGUGCAGCAUUUCUCUUGGUCUGCUCCUUCCAUGGAUCCGGAGGGAGGAUCCAACGAUGGAUCCAGCUACUACUCCAUCCUCGGCAUUCCUAGGGACGCCUCCUUCUCCGAUGUUCGCACCGCUUAUAGGAAUCUCGCUCUGAAGUGGCACCCGGACAAAUGGGCCGGAAACACUGCAAUAAUUGGAGAAGCCAAACGGCGAUUCCAGCAAAUUCAAGAAGCUUACUCAGUUCUUUCCGAUCAAUCUAAAAGGUCAAUGUACGAUGCCGGGUUCUACGAUCCUUUAGUAGAAGAAGAAGACGAAGAAUUCUGCGAUUUCAUGAACGAAAUGAUCUCGAUGAUGAACAAUGUGAAGGACGAGGGGAACAGUUUGGAAGAUCUGCAGAGGAUGUUCGUAGAAAUGGUUGGUGGAGAUGAGAUGAGCUUCGAGUCGAGGAAUGAUCAAACGAGUGGCAAGAGAGGACGUGUCAGUACACCAACAGGCAACGCGGCUAAGCGCAGCAACUCUCGCCGCUAGGGUUGAAUUCGUGGUGUUCUUGUAGUUUUUACCCUUUUCUUUUAAAAUGGCUAAAAACUUCCCCAGCAGAAAUGUCAAAUUCUAGCAUUUAAUUCGGAUGGGGGAGUCGGGAGGAAUUGGGCUGUGUUCUGGAACAUUUGAAUCAAAUAAACUCAAGCCUCUCUUCUUAUUUA